CAUUCGGUUACCGUGCUUCGCGAACGAGCAAUGUCUUUGGGGCGCUUUGGAGUUUUGCCUGGCAUUGUACUUUUUUUCUCGUUCUCUUUCAGGUCGCUCUUUACUCUUCCUCGUUGUUCCUUGUCGGUCCAGUGUGGUGGUGUGCCAAGUGGCUGAAUCAUCGACACGCACGUCUGGCACUGAGCGGACAACGACGAGCCGCUUAUCGACAGGGCUGGCACAGCUACUGAUGCAGACGCCGCCAAUAGAACACGAUGAAGGAUGAGGACGUCGCUUUGGGCGGCGACGCGUCAAUCACGGAGCCAGAUCUGCCAGAGAACUUGAGGGAGAUGGCGCUGAACUCGGGCCCUGCGCAAAACUCUGGGCGAGAGACCGAUGGUGAGCCGGUAACCGAUCAAGACACGCUUCACGGCGACGUCGACGGCGACGGUAGUAGCGACAGCGAUGACGAUGCUGCUGAGCGGUACCGGCUUUCAAAUCACCCUGAGAUCGUUCGAGGUGUUUCCGCGCUUCGUCGUCGCGGCGAUGCCGCCUUCCACCAGUGGGUUCAAAGGAGCCAGCGCCUGGGGUCGAAGCAUUCCGUUAGCAAGCGGGCGCAUGAUCUGGAUCGCUCGUCGGCUGCCCGAAUGAUCCAGAGUAACGGGCAAGCCAUCAUUGCCACCCCGCGGGAAUACCAAAUAGAGCUUUUCGAGAGGGCCAAGGAUAAGAACCUCAUUAUAGUUCUUGACACAGGGUCUGGAAAGACACUCAUUGCCGCUCUUCUGUUGAGACACACUCUGGAUCAAGAGCUUGAGCGGCGCGCUCGAGGAGAGCCCAACAAGAUCGCAUUCUUUCUCGUCGAAAAGGUUGCCCUCUGCUUCCAGCAAUACAGCGUCUUGAAGGCCAACCUUGAGCACCCCAUUGACAAGUUUCACGGAGAAAUAGCCGGCAUCAUGAGAACAAAGGCAUUUUGGGACAAGCGAUUUAGCGAAAGCAUGGUUAUCGUCUGCACCGCGCAGAUACUCCUGGACUGUCUCAACAGCGGCUUUAUCCAAAUGCAGCAGAUCAACCUGCUCAUCUUUGACGAAGCUCACCACACCAAAAAGAACCAUCCCUAUGCCCGAAUCAUCAAAGAUCAUUACCUACGAGAACAAGCAGAACGCCCACGUAUCCUCGGUAUGACGGCGUCUCCCGUCGAUGCGCAAACAAGGGACCUGAGAGCCGCCGCACUUGAGCUCGAGGCCAUUCUGUGCAGUCAGAUUGCGACUGUCUCCGAUGAGACUCUUGCCAAGAGUCUAGCUCAGCGUAAUCAGGUCGAACUCAGAGAGUACUACUCGCGACUGACCAACGCUGAAGACGCAAGGACACCGCUGUGCCGGGCUCUAGCUGAGCUAAUGUCCCAUGACGUUCAUUACCGCAUACAUUUCGAGGCGGCCCAAGAUCUGGCUUCAACGCUUGGCUCCUGGUGUGCCGACAAGUAUUGGGAGCUUCUCUUGACCGACGCCGAGGUGCGCAGACGGGCAGCAAAGGCCCAGGGAACUGUCAGCUCCCUACACGCACCCAACGGCACCACCGAAGUCGACAGGGUGCUCGUCACGCUUCAAAAGGCGCAGAGGGCGAUCCGGGCGACUGCCACCGCAAAUGCAGCCAAUGAGCCCGCAGGAGACUCGAGCAGCUUCUCUUCUAAAGUCAUCUUACUGCGACGGAUCCUUCAACAUUCCUUUGCCCGUGAGCGGACAGGCCGAUGUAUCGUGUUUGUACAAAAACGGCACACGGCCCUCCUUCUUUCGAUACUUUUCUCGCAGCCUGACAAGGACGUUCCGGGGAUGAGUUCGUCAUAUCUGAUUGGUUCUCAACCACUUACGGCCAGCGUCGCCAACAUGUCCUUUCGCGAACAGGCAUUGACCCUCCAGAAAUUUCGACGAGGCGAGUUCAACUGUCUGUUUGCUACGCAGGUUGCCGAGGAAGGGCUCGAUAUUCCCGAGUGCGACCUCGUCGUCCGUUUUGAUCUCUACGACUCUGCUAUUCAAUACAUUCAGUCCAAGGGUCGGGCCCGACAGGCCAAUUCGACCUAUAUCAGCAUGCUGGAGGAAGGGAACAUGCAGCAUCUCCGACGGCUUAAACAAGCAACGAGGGACGCCAAUGCGCUUCGACGGUUUUGUUCCGGUCUGCCUGCCGACCGAAAGAUCCAGGAUACAUUCGACGUGGAGACCCUGGCGGAGCAUGAAAGAAUUGCGCAAAAGGUCUACGAGAUACCAGAGACUGGUGCUCGACUUACCUUCUCAUCCAGCCAGGAGGUACUAGCCAAGUUUGUCUCGUCACUCGGCGGGCCCGACUUGUCUCUCUCUCCGGAGUACGUGGUUACGCCCUCUCAUAUAAGCAAAAAGUUUGUCGCCACGAUCAUCUUUCCGGAUGCCAGUCCAUUCAAGUCCAUCAAGGGAUUCGCUCAGCGAAACAAACAGUUGGCGCGCUGCUCUGCCGCCUUUGAGGCAUGCGUAGAGCUGAUCAAGAAGAAGUACAUCGACAGUCAUCUUCAGCCCACCCUCAGCAAGAGGCUCCCGGCGAUGCGCAACGCGCGGUUAGCCUUGAGCGAAAACAAACGCCACGAGUACAACAUACGUGUAAAGCCCGCCAUGUGGUCCGGGCUAGGCUCAGACCUGCCAACUCAGCUUUAUCACUCCGUCUUCGUACUUGACUCGCCAGACGCCGUUCACAGGCCCACGAGACCGAUUAUCUUCCUUACCAGGCAACGGCUACCGGACACUGAGCCAAUGCUGCUCUUUUUCGAUCAGGGCCGAACCUCGAUCGCGCGUCUGGUGUCUUCAUCGAAGCCGUUGCGUCUGUCUUUGGAUGAGCUCCACGAUCUGGCCAGUUUCACGCUUGCGAUCUUCUCAGACGUUUUCAGCAAGGAUUACAAUGCUCAGCCUGCGGAUAUGCCAUAUUUUCUGGCACCAUGCGCACGUGUUUCAAUGGACGAUGGCAGUGCCACAGUUGACCCUACACGUAUUGACUGGGAGACAGUCACCAUGGUGUCCCAUUCGGAGCCGCCAGAGUGGCGUGCAGCACCCGAGCACUUCUUCCAUGACAAGCUGGUCAUAGAUCCCUGGGAUGGGUCUCGCAAAUUCAUCAUACACGGUAUCAACAAAACUCUCAAGCCUAGUGAUCCGGUGCCUGAGAGUGCGCCAAUGCCGAAAAGUCGGGCGUAUCGGCAGGUGGAACCGAAUAUCAAGGAAUACAGCAACAGCCUCACAAUUCAUUCGAGGAGGAGGCAGACAUGGGGCGAGGACCAACCCGUCGUCAAUGCAACACUCUUACCGCUGCGUCGAAACUUCCUGGACGAGUACACCGCAGAAGACAACCAAGAGCAGCGCUGCUGCAUUAUCCUCGAGCCUCUGAGGGUUUCCAAGUUGCCAGUCGACGUGGUUUCUAUGGCCAUGAUAAUACCGGUCAUGAUCUACCGCCUUGAUUCCGUCUUGAUUGCGCUCGAAGCUUGCAAGCUUCUCGAUCUUGACAUCCGACCGAAUUUAGCACUCGAGGCGCUGACCAAGGAUAGUUCCAACACCGAGGAGCACGGGGAAGUGCAAGUCGACUUUCAGGUCGGCAUGGGGAACAACUACGAGCGUCUCGAAUUCCUAGGCGAUGCCUUUCUCAAGAUGGCCACGACUAUAUCGCUCUUCACGCUCAUCCCAAACACCAACGAAUUCGAAUAUCACGUCGAGCGCAUGCUGCUCGUUUGCAAUCAAAACUUAUUCAACCACGCCGUUGACCGCAAGCUCCAAGAAUUCGUGCGGUCAAAAGCUUUUGACCGCCGCACCUGGUAUCCGGAUCUCAAGCUUAAGAGGGGAAAGAUGCCCAAGCUGGGUGGACAUUUCCAGAGCCUGUCCGACAAGUCCAUUGCGGACGUCUGCGAAGCACUGAUCGGCGCCGCGUACGUGACGCAGCGGGAGUCGGGCAAGCUGGACCUCGCAGUCAAGGCCGUGACGAAGAUGGUCAGGAGCAAGAACCACAAGAUGCUCAAAUUCUCAGAGUAUUACGACGCGUUCGAAGUCCCGGGAUGGCAGAACGCGCCCGCUUCUGCAGCGCAACGUGCCGCCGUCGAUCAGGUAUAUGAGACCACGGGCUACCGAUUCAAUUGCCCGAACCUGCUGCGCAGCUCAUUCAAGCACCCUUCCUAUCCGUACGAGCCAGUGCCCAAUUACCAGAGGCUCGAAUUUCUGGGGGAUGCGCUGCUAGAUCUCGUCAUUGUCGACUACCUUUUCAGGCGCUUCCCCGACGCUGAUCCACAAUGGCUGACAGAGCACAAGAUGGCCAUGGUGUCGAAUCAUUUUUUCGGGUCGCUCUGCGUGCAGCUCGGCCUGCAGAAGCAUCUUCUCAUGACGACCUCGAGUCUCAUCGGUCAGAUUAGCGACUACGUUGCGGAGCUGGAGCUGGCCAGGGAGUUGGCUCAGCCCGAGCAGGAGCCCGAUGAGGCCAAAGGCACCAAGGACUAUUGGCUGCGCACGUCCCAGCCACCCAAGGUCCUGUCAGACAUGCUAGAAGCUCUCGUGGGCGCCAUGUUUGUCGAUUCGCGGUACGACUACGGCGUAGUAGAAGGCUUCUUCAACUCGUUUAUUGAGCCGUACUUUGAGGACAUGGCCCUGUACGAUACGUACGCGAGCCGGCAUCCCGUCACCGCACUUGCGCACAUGCUUCAGAAGCGGCUUGGCUGCCAGAAUUGGCGGCUUUAUGUCUCGGUUGUGCCAUGCGGCGCCGAUCAAGGCGCUGCAGCAGUGACCGGGGACGAUGCCGUAUGCGCACUGAUGGUGCACGAGAAGGUGGUGGAACACGACACGGCCAAGGUCGGGAGGGACGCAAAGCUGGCCGUUGCAAAGAUGGCGCUGCGGAGGUUGGCCGACAUGGAGAGGGAUGCCUUCCAGCGGGAGAUGGGAUGUGACUGUCGUAUAGAGGAUGGUAUAGAGGUCAAGCAGGGCGACGCACAGUAGCGACUGCCGCGAGUGAGCGUUGGGCAGUCUAGUCUAGCGAGUGCAUCUUGACC
Purpureocillium takamizusanense is the source of this 5014-nucleotide messenger RNA. RefSeq names its product Dicer-like protein 1 (gene dcl1). Lineage: Eukaryota; Fungi; Ascomycota; Sordariomycetes; Hypocreales; Ophiocordycipitaceae. Gene Ontology annotation, biological process: siRNA processing. The coding region runs from base 255 to 4961 and encodes 1568 amino acids. The transcript is spliced from 4 exons. Gene Ontology annotation, molecular function: ribonuclease III activity; ATP binding; RNA binding. Gene Ontology annotation, cellular component: cytoplasm; RISC complex; nucleus. The record is from RefSeq and is a predicted model, not a curated record.